AUGGAUCCAGACUUGAGGGAGGCCUUCAAUGGUGUUCAGAGCUCCAUAUACAGAACAGCCCUAAAACUACGCUCAGUACAAAGUCUUUGCCAGUUGGAUUUGAUUGAUGUUUCUAUGAUUCAGCACAUCCUAUCAAGUGAACAAAGCCAGAAGGAAGAGAGGAUUUCUCUGAACAUGCAGCAAAUCUCUAGAAUGCUGAUGAAACUGUUCCAAAGGACAAGAUUAGAAAAACCAGGCCAGGUAGAUCCAAGAGCUGCUGAAUUCACAUUUAGCUUGCUGGUUGCCAUGUAUGACAGGUCUGGAACAGGGUAUAUCAAAACUAGAUCUGCUGCAGCUGCCUUAAUUUCCCUUUCAGGAGACACUCUACUGGCUAAAUACAGAGCUUUCUUCCAGUUUUAUGCUGUCCCUGAUGGGAAGGAGACCUUGAUUACCCGCAGUGCCCUGAGAAGCCUGCUAACAGACUUAAAUCAGAUCCCAGCCAUUGUGGGAGAAGGCUGCACUCUGUCUUGUGUGGAAAUUGCGAUUCAUGACUGUUUCCAUGGGGUUUUGAAUGCUGCUGUUGUUGAAGAAAAAUUCCUGUCUUGGCUGAGAUCAGAGCCUGCUGUUCUCCUGUGGCUCCCUACAUGUUACAGAUUAUCAGCCACAGAAAUGGUUUCUCACCAAGCUAAAUGCAGAGUCUGUAAUGUUUUCCCCAUUACAGGCAUCAGGUAUCGCUGUUUAAAGUGUCUCAAUUUUGACCUUUGCCAAGCCUGCUAUUUCACUGGCCGUCUCUGCAAACCACACAAGAGAUCACAUCCUGUUAUGGAACACUGUGUGCAGAUGUCAGCAAAGGCCAAUGCAAAGCACUUUCUCCGCACUAUCAGGAACAACCUGUUUCAAGAGCGCUGCAGAAGGAAAGAGGCUCAGAGAAGGACAGCUCUGGAGUCAGUGGAGGAGAGGCACUUCCCUGCUCACAAAAAGACUUUUCCUCCUGUGGAAUUCAGUGCUUCAUCACUACCAGGUCCUGAAAAUGUGUCUUUCCCAGUGAACAAUUGUGUCCCAGAGUCAGCCGGGUUCAUACCUGAGAACAGGACUGUAAUGCAGAAGAGUGAGAAUAACAAGAAGACACCAGAGCAAGGCAAGACAAUAGCUCAGGCAGUAGCUUCUUUUGAAGCAGAUGUGUUAAAAAUGCGUGAGUCCAUUAAAAGCAUUCACAGUGACAGCAGGUACAUGAAGAAGCAGUUCAACAAAUGGAAGGACAAAAUGCAAUUUCUUCAUAACUGCCAGGAAGAAAAAACCUGCAAAAUAGAGGCAAAACUCCAAAGACUGAGAGUAAGCCAUGAAAACCUGCAAAUGACACUGCAGCACAUGAAAGAAGAAGUAAAGACCAUGUUGCAGUCAUCAGAGCAUCCUUUUGCACAGUGUCAUAAUACAAUGCCAAGAAAUCCACAUGUUCUGCUGGAAGGGAGAAUGCAGGGUGAAUUAAAUCCUGCCCAAAUAAGGCCUACUUCCAGAAAAUGUGCAGAAUGGAAAUGUUUGAAUCCCCCAAACUCUGUAAAUAGAAUGCAACUUUUACAGACACCUGAGGUUCCCACUGCAGUGGAAUUUAUGUUCUCAGAUGACCCACUGGAGUCAGUGUCCCUGCGGAGUGACAAACCCUUUAUCGGACAGCAUAACAAAGCAAAAGAGAAACAAACAUAUCUGCCUAAACUGACAGAAAACUCUCUUGGUGGAAUGGGGAGUGCAGUUCUUACUCCCACUGCAACGCAGAUACCACCUGAUGAGAGGGAAGCCAGAGAGGAAUUGGAACUGCUAAUGAUCAAACUGAAGGAUACAUUGUCUCUCCAAAUCCAACCAGCCCAGCAAAGUGCUUUGCACCAGGAGUUCUUCUCUACAGCUGAGCAUGUUUGCAGGUCCUUUUCUGACCUCAUCAACCAAGUAGUUUCACCAGCUUGUAAAUGAUGGAAACUACCAUUCACCUUACAACUUCAGUGAACUACUUAUGGUAAUUGAUGCCAUGUCUCUAAAAGAAACUCUGUUUAAAGUGUCUCAGAUGUUGCCUGUAAUAACACAGCAUGACAGAUUUCUGCAUUUACUGACUUUACCUGGAGCAUUUUGGAGAGCUGUAUUCCUUUUCUGUUGGUGA
Molecule: messenger RNA, 2125 nt
Organism: Pseudopodoces humilis (Tibetan ground-tit)
Lineage: Eukaryota; Metazoa; Chordata; Aves; Passeriformes; Paridae
Source: RefSeq, a predicted model, not a curated record